AUGCCCUUAACCAUCCUAUUUGCUACCAGAAAAACAAAAUUUGGACCAUACUACUAUCCUUAUGCAUCAUACCCAUUAAUACCACACGACCAAGGGCAACCGACAUUUCCACUACCAAUAAAAGAAGAACAGCAUCGUACGUUCAGUACGUGCCGCUACCAAAAUCAACCCUAUUCAACGGACAAUUCACUGAGUCCGCCAUUAUCAAUCACUCAACAUCCGGAUUCGUAUGAAUUGGGUUUUAACCGAUUGACCGACCAAAGAAAUAACGCUAAUGAAGCUGUUUCAGCUCGUCUUGUAAAUCAUGAGAUCAAAAAUCCAAUCAAUCAGAAAAAAGACGAUUCGCCGGCCCUAAGGGCCUUACUUAACAAACCUAGUCAUGAAAAAAUAUCAUACGAUUAUACAGAAUUACGUAAAUCUAAAAGUAAAACCAAAAAUUGCGACGAAUCAUACGACGAAACGCCUAACUAUGAUAAUGAUGCGAAAAACCAUUCGGAUAGCAGCAAUUGCGGAUACGAUAACAUAACAGACGCUCAAAAACAAAUAUUUCCUUGGAUGAAGACUAACGGUGCUGAUACUCAUGGCCAAGGAAAUAAACGCACAAGACAAACCUACACUAGGUAUCAAACCUUGGAACUGGAAAAAGAAUUUCAUUCAAACAAGUAUUUGAAUAGAAGAAGACGAAUUGAAAUAGCUCACACUUUAUGCCUGACAGAGAGGCAAAUAAAAAUAUGGUUCCAAAAUAGGAGAAUGAAAGCUAAGAAGGACAGUAAGUUCGGUAUGAACUAUGAAUUCCCAACUUCCACAGACGAUAUCAAUAUGAACCAAAAUAGCUUUACUGGUAACCAAAGUGUAAAAGAUUUUUUUAUGGAAAAUUCCCAUUCUGCGUUGGCGAACGAAAUGACUUAUCCAGCUAACCUUUCAAGGGCAGCAAACCCAUUUGAGUCGCCCGAAGAACUUUCCCGACCUUUGACGCAAAUCAGGAACAUACCGGGACCCCCUGUCUCUCCCUAA
Anthonomus grandis grandis is the source of this 1014-nucleotide messenger RNA. RefSeq names its product homeobox protein Hox-A5a-like (gene Ftz). The transcript is spliced from 6 exons. The record is from RefSeq and is a predicted model, not a curated record. Gene Ontology annotation, biological process: anterior/posterior pattern specification; negative regulation of transcription by RNA polymerase II. The coding region runs from base 1 to 1014 and encodes 337 amino acids. Gene Ontology annotation, cellular component: nucleus. Gene Ontology annotation, molecular function: RNA polymerase II cis-regulatory region sequence-specific DNA binding; DNA-binding transcription factor activity, RNA polymerase II-specific. NCBI's taxonomy places the organism in Eukaryota, Metazoa, Arthropoda, Insecta, Coleoptera, Curculionidae.